Effrenium voratum is the source of this 210-nucleotide messenger RNA. The record is from the annotation of a GenBank genome assembly. Lineage: Eukaryota; Dinophyceae; Suessiales; Symbiodiniaceae.
AUGACGCCUUCCGCGGCGCUUCCAGCGCUGCGUUUCGGGGUGGUGGCGGAUGUUCAGUACGCAGACGUGGAUGACGCCUGGAACUUCCGGCGGACGCAGGUUAGGAGGUACCGGCAGGCCCUGGAUGCGCUGAGAGCGGCGGUGGAGGACUGGCAGCAGGGCCCGCCGCUGGCCUUCGUGGCAGACCUCGGGGCAGUGCGAGGCCAAUAA